UCUCGGCGGCCCUUUUGGUUUGAGCUUUCAGAGUCGUCGCGUUGUUCGGUUUAUCCGCCGCCAUCCGCCGCCAUGCCGCCCAAAUUCGACCCCAACGAGAUUAAAGUCGUCUACUUGAGAUGUACUGGAGGUGAAGUCGGGGCGACGUCGGCACUGGCUCCAAAAAUCGGGCCUCUCGGUCUGUCUCCCAAGAAGGUAGGGGAUGACAUUGCCAAGGCCACCGGCGACUGGAAGGGGUUAAGGAUCACCGUGAAGCUGACCAUCCAGAACAGGCAAGCGCAGAUUGAAGUGGUCCCUUCCGCCUCCGCCUUGAUCAUUAAAGCUCUGAAAGAGCCUCCCCGCGAUCGGAAGAAGCAGAAAAAUAUUAAGCACAAUGGCAACAUCAGCUUCGAUGAGAUUGUGAAUAUCGCCCGGCAGAUGCGGCACAGGUCCUUGGCCCGGGAGCUCUCCGGAACCAUUAAAGAGAUCCUUGGAACGGCCCAAUCGGUGGGCUGCAAUGUCGACGGGAGGCACCCCCAUGACAUUAUUGAUGACAUCAAUAGCGGCGCCGUUGAAUGCCCAACAAGCUAAAAUUGCUGCCUGAUUGGAUCCAGCGCCACGUUGUGAAUUAAAAAUUUGCCUGGUUCA
Messenger RNA from Anolis sagrei ordinatus, 627 nucleotides. Lineage: Eukaryota; Metazoa; Chordata; Lepidosauria; Squamata; Anolidae. The record is from RefSeq and is a predicted model, not a curated record.